Teleopsis dalmanni is the source of this 2490-nucleotide messenger RNA. RefSeq lists its product as uncharacterized. The transcript is spliced from 2 exons. Bases 771 to 2432 code for a protein of 553 amino acids. Lineage: Eukaryota; Metazoa; Arthropoda; Insecta; Diptera; Diopsidae. The record is from RefSeq and is a predicted model, not a curated record.
UGUAAAUAAUGUCAUUUGUGUAAACUUGAUUCAGCAAUGUGCACUUUCUUGUUUUUGCGUUUUCCAUCACUGCAUCACAGGUAAAUGUCAACUAUAGUUCAGCAAUUUGCUGCAAAGCGUCAGGCAAAGACGCUUUAUAAGAGGUGUGUAGGAACUCAAUUUGCUGUAACAUAGUUUAUUAUUUGAAGUGAAAGUAUUAGAAAAUAUCACAAAUAGGAAUAAAUUGCAAUACUUUGUCGGUCGAAAGUUCGGUUCGAAAGUUAGCUGUCGUGUACGAUCACGGACAUAAAGUUUAUAACAAAAGCACGGAAUAAGGAGGCUUGGGCUGCAAUAGCAGUUGAAUUCCAAGAAACGGGUAUGGAUUUCUUAUUAGUAAUUAAGCAAUAAUUGUGGUUGGUUACUGGUCUUCAAUACUAUGCAAUAAGUGUAUGCGUUCAUGAAUAAAAAACCUUCAAAAAACAAUAUUUUACAUGGAUUGUUUGUUCAAGACAGGAUGCUUUCUACAAAAAUGGAAAUGAAAAAACGCAUCAGCAGUUGGUGGUUUUCAAGCCAACACCUUUGAAAUUAAAGUUUAUUUUUAUUGUUUUUGAAAUGCAAAAAUCCUUUGAUAUAAGUGAAGAACAUAAACAUGAGUCAAUAUUUGUAAAAUUCGGUCGAAAUCGAAACGUACGUCAACUCGUAUAGGGAGAAUUAUUUAGCUGAUCUUGUUGAAUUAUUAGUUCCUCAUGCACAAACAAAUAAUGAUAUCGAUUAUAUAGAACGAUUUGAUAAUGAAGAUGCCACAAAAAAAAAAAAAGAUGCCAAGAAAACUGAAAAUAAUUGACGGGCCUUCAUUUUUAAAUGAAGAUCAUUCAAACACAAAAACUAAUGCAGAUCUUCAAGCUUUAGAAUCUGAAGGCGAAGGAACACCACCGGCUAAGUUUGCAAAAGUUCAAACCGAUACAAGCCUUGCAAAGCGAACACAAUUACAAUUAAAUACACUUAAACCAAUUAUGUGUGAGAAAUCUGUACAAUUUGAUACGAAUAGAUCGAAAGAAGACAAAUAUUUAGAAAUAUAUAAACAAUAUAUUAAGGCAAUGAAUAAACGACAGCGUAUCGUGUUAAUUCAAAAUAUUUUUAAAGCUAUAGUUACGACUUUAGAUGACUGUAGAGACUUCAAUGACUCUGUAAUUGAAAGUCCGCAAAGCAAAAAAUAUGAAGAGAACCGAACAGUUGAAAAUAAAUCGAAUUCAGUACCCGUAAUCGUUGUUCGAAAACCUAUAGGACACAGUAGUCAACCAGAAACCAAACUCGGACCAGGAGCCAGACUCGCAACAAGAGUACCAUAUACAGUUUCGGGAAAAGUAAAUGGUGUGUGUGGUCCCAUAUAUCGAAUUAUCCCCAAGAAUAAUAUGGUCAAUAAUGCAGCAGUUACAGCAAAUGCUACUUCUAUCGUUAAUAGUUCAGUAAACUCUUCCAAUCUGAUUACUUUGCAUGCUUCUAAUACAAACAUACGUACUAUUAAUUGUGCAGCAUCAAGCUGUGUGGCUAAAACGUCUACAACCAGUGCAGCAUCGAAGUUACUUUCUCAGAAUGCAAUUAGUCGGUGUCGAGUUAGUGCUGUUCCAUCAGUUAGACUUGCUAACAGUCGUUUUAACAAAUUCGUCCCCAGUGUUUCUGAUAGAGUUUCGCAGUACUGGACCAAGGUCCAGACCCAGACCAGCAAUACUAUGCAUAGUAAAACACUAACUACAGUGUCUGCAACAAAUACGAAUUUAAAUGACUGUAAAGACUUUAAUGACUCUGUAAUUGAGAGUCCGCAAAGCAAAAAAGAUGAUGAGAAAACAGUUGAAAAUAAAUCGGAUUCAGUACCUGUAAUCGUUGUUCGAAAACCAAAAGAACAUAGUACUGGGCCAGAAGCUAAACCUAGACCAGGAUUCAGACUCGUACCAGGAGUGUCAUACACUGUUUGGCAAAAAGUAAAGGGUGUGAAUCGUCUAAUUUUUCAAAUUAUCCCCAAGAAUAAUAUAGUCAAUAAUGCAGCAGUUACAGCAAAUGCUGCUUCUAUAGUAAACAGUCCAGGAAACUCUUCCAAUCUGAUUGCUUUGCAUGCUUCAAAUACAACUGUCAAUACUACUGCAAAUAUUACUGCAUCUACUUUCGCUACAACUUCUAAGUCUUCGCCUUAUUCAUCUGUUGCUGUUAUUGGUACUUUAUCUAUGGUUAUUGCUACGCCUGCUAUGGCACCAAUUCAAAAAUCUGCUCUACCAAUUUGUACGGUACAUGCAAAUAAUUCUAGAGCAAUUAAUAAUUUCAGUCCUAGCCUCUUAAGACAAAAUGCACCACAACCACCAUCUGACAACAAUGAUUCUGACGACGAAUUUGCUGGUAUUAUAAGAGCGGAUAAUUUCCUGUGGAUAAAGGACGAACCACUUGACGAUUAUGAUUUGUAAUUCAGUUUUGAAAAUAUGGUUGUUUUGUUUUUUUUGAUUUAAUAUUAAAUUUAUAAAA